CCUAAGAAACAUUUCGUUUUCGAAGGUCAUAGAUAUUGUCAAUGUUUUUUUUCAAUUUAAAUCCGCUUAAUUAACUGCCAAAACUGACAAAGAGCAAAUUAUACCGGAGCAGAAUCGUUCGGCAAGAAAAAUAUCUGUGAUAAUUUGAUUUUUGGGAGGAUGAGUAUACUUCUUUCGCUUUUUACGCUCGAUGAAUUUUAGAGUUUUUGAAUGAAGAAAGUGCCGAUUGGUGUGAAAAUGGAAGAAAAGGCGAGAAAGAAACCAAGUUCGGCAACACAAAAUGACAGACCAGAUUUCACAGAUAUUACGGUAUUUGGAACACCCUUGCCCCAAGCAACUUCAACAGUCGAGAGAAAAUCAACCCUUCCACCAAGGUAUAGUCAGAAUGCGUUCAAUACUGAUCAUUACAAACGGCAACUUAUGAAUGAUAGCAAUGCCACACAUGAUUCCUCGCUUGGAAUUCUUCAUAACAUUUCAACAUUAUUAGAUGACAAUUUUACAGACGGGAAUAAAAAGCAACCUGGCCAAAGAAAAGACAUAGAUACCGAAAGAGAACUUGCUCGUAGAUUAUUACAAAGAUGCAGCGCUCCACUAUUAAAGGAUGAAAAAAAGGCUGAUAAAGAGAAUGAUGGCAACGUGCAGAAUAUGAUUGGGGGAACAACUCGUUCUAGUUUAAUGGGUUCCGAGCAAUCUUCAGCACAGUCUUUUACAGCCGUAAAUGAGGAGGAAAAUUUUUCAACCGAAAAUAAUGCCAAAUCUUUCACAUCAAACAGUGUUGUGUUUGAACCGCGAGAAAUAACAGCUCGUUCUUCCGAGAUGAGUAAAAAUUCCGAAAAUCCCUUUCCAAACUCCUUUCAGGCGAACUUGGGAGGCCUCAGUUUUAAUUCAACCGCAGCAGAAUUAAUGGCACAAUUUGGAGGGGAAGAAUUUAAAUCUGAUUCCCGCAUGAUUAAUCAAAUGAUGGAGGAUGAGAUAUCUUGGAGGCAAAAUUAUCCAUUUGCGAUGCCCUUGCCGCCAAACACUGGCGAAAAGGAACGAUUAGACUUAUCCUGCUUUUCGGGUAUCAUUGGCGAUUUUGAUUUGUCGCUCGAAUCCUGUGGUGGCCGGAAAGUAUCAAUUGGCGAGUUUUUUAAAAGAAAAUGCGAAAAUAUAGGAGAACUUUCUUCAAGUGAUAGUGUACAGCGGCCGAGUUUCGGAUUUUCUAUUAAAAGUCCUAAAAAACGGGAGAAAAUGGAACCUUUGAUAGACAUUACUGGAAUGACUGAUGAAUCUACCGUUCACAAAGAGAAGGAAAAUAAGCGUUUAUCAAGUACAAUCGAUUUGACGAAAGAAAACAGUCUGAUGAGUCUGAGUAGUAUCGCACAAGUUCUUCAAAAUAUCGACGAUGGUACUCCGCGAAAAUUGGUGGAUCAGCUGAUAAUGGCAAAAAUGAAAAAAAAACAGCCACAAACGCAGCAAGUGGUUAGUGACACCUACACUUUGCUACCUUCCUCCAGGAGUUCUUUACCUGUUUCUCAUUCUAAUACACUUGAGACUGAGAAAACUGAAAACGAAACUCUUGUCAGUGAACAUACUUUGAGGAACCGAAUCAGUAAAUAUUCUCUUGAUAGCAGAACUCUCGGCAAUACGCCGAUUAAAAAUCAUUCCCUCAAACAAAACCUAUCACCAAAAGCUGAAAAGGAUUUGACACCAAAGGCGGACGUUUAUGGUUCAACCAUUUCGGAACAGACGAAGGUCAAGGAAAAUAAAUGUGAGCUAUCGUUUCCUGAAUCGAAGCCUGCCCUGGGCACAUCAAGUCUACCUCAAUUUAACUCUCCGAUAGAGGGACCAAAAUCAGCAAUUAGAAAAUAUGAAGACAUGCAAGCCGUUUACAUAAAAAAAGGAUCUCCUGUCAGUGUGCAAUACAGUGACGAAGAAAGCAAUUUUAUUGAUAAAGAUUCUCCAAAGAUGCCUCAACCAGAGAAGUUGGAAAAGGAGGAUUCGCCUCUCAGUCAGAAUUCUGUAUGCAGUCCAAAUUUGCAUUUAAGCCUUCAAGGGAGCGUUACUAUAGGAAAGAAGACACAAGAAUUAUGUAUGUGUGUCGUAGGAAUUAGGAAAGAAACUGACCUCGACAUAUCAAAUAAGGGUGAUCGGUGGAUUAUUUGUUCUGUGUCUUUAAAUCAGAUUCAAGGAGAUAGUGAGGCCAUCGAAUUAUUGUUGCCAAGUGAUGUCGUUUUGGUGGAACCUGACGGUUGCAAGACGCUCAGAAUUGAAGUAAGAAUUCUGAAAAUGACAACACCAAUACUUGCAGUUUUAAAUAUUGUGACGUCAGAUUUUGUCACUCGAUCAAGAUGGAAUUCUAAGUACAUAAUAUGUUUUAUAUCAGAAGAUCUGCAGGUUGACGUCACCACUCCUUCCAAAGAAAUGGAAAUUAAUUUUGAAAGUAUUACUGAAGAUGGAUCGAAAAGACUGCCUAUUACUUUUGAAAACAAAAACUGUGUAGAUCUUCCAAUACUGCUCUCUAUUUCACAAGAUGAACCAGCGACAUACAGAAUUCAGAAAACAGUUGAAGAAACAGAAGCUGAUGGCACUGAUUCUAAAUUGACUUAUUUUCUACUCAAAUCUAGGGAGCGUUGUACAGUAAAUGUAGAAUUCAAAGGAGUACCUUUAAACUUGUUUCAAGGACCUGAUUCGGAAAAUAGUCUUCGACGAGUAAGCGGAAAGUUAACCAUUCAAACAGAGCCAAAUUCGAAAGACGAUCCGGGAAUUAUUAUCAAAGAAAUACCUUUCAUUGGUUAUAUCGGUUUUUGCAAAAUAAGAACUGUCGAUUCUAAAUUACCUAUUUUGAUUCCCAAAAUGCAAAACAAAUUGCUGACUCUCCAAAAUUCGGGCAACAUUGGAGUUCAAUUAUCUGCCAAAAUUGUUGAGAAGGAAGGCGAAGAAAUUGAUAAAUCUUGCGAGGAUUUUGUCAUAACUCCCGAAUCUUUGUUCCUGCAAGGGGGUGAAAAGUGUACUUUCGCCAUUUCUUACAUGCCGCAACACUUUGCUGAUUCUGAAAGACAUGCUGUGGUAAAAAUUAGAGCAGGAACUAGUAAAUAUUGUUAUCCAGUUAUCGGUGAACGAGAAUUCACUCCAGAAGAAACGUGCGAUAGUUUUCGUUGUGAAACUCCCCAGCUUUUGAGGUCUGCGAAUUCUCCGUAUAAUAGAUCUGUGGCUUCUCCGACUUCUCCGUAUAAUAGAUCUGUGGCUUCUCCGAAUUCUCCAUAUAAUAGAUCUCCAAAUUCGGGAAGAGAUUCCCCGGGAGGAAGUUCAGUUUCCGGUUCAACAAUUGCAGGAGAUGUAAUACCCAUACGUGCAACGCAUUCUUCAUUAGCCUGGAGUAGCAUUCGAGUCGGAAAAUUGGACGCCAAAGAGAUCACGAUUCGUAACACGAGUAAUAAUAAAAUUAAACUUCAUACAUUCAUCAUGUCCAAGGACCAGUAUUUUAAGUUUGCACGAGAUCAACAAAAGUCAACUAAUAGCUUGAUCCUAACGCUCCAAGCAACGGAGAGUAAAACCAUCACCGUCAUUUUCAAUCCUCUUUCUCCAGGAGCUGUCACAGGAAAACUUUUAUUCCAGCAUUACUCGCAUACAAAGGAUCACUCCGAAUCACGCUCGCCAAAAGUGAUACCACUCUAUGGAUAUGGUGGCAGUACAAAGUUAGAAAUUUCCAAGGCGUAUAAAGACACUGGCGGUCAAAUGUGGCUCUCGCUUGGAAAAAUGACUGGCGGGUCUUUGGACGCGAAAAUAAAACUAGAAAAUUUGGGAGACUUGACGUGUUAUGUGAAACUAAAGUUGAUUCCAAAAGCUGUCUAUCCAUCAAUGGCAUUCAGCUGGUGCGUAGAACCCACCGAAUUAUUACUCGGUCCAAAUGAAGGUCAGUGGGUUUCACUCGAAUUCCGUCCAAGAAAGGAGGAUUUGCAAUUAUUAAGCAAAAGCACCGUAUCUCACGUGGGAACAUUAAAUCUCACUUAUGGAGACGAACCGACUCGAUUGCGAAUUCGAAGAUUGUUUAAUAAGAUGAAGGAGUCGGCUCAACAAAGUCGAAAGGAAAAUGAAUUUUGGAACGUGAUUUAUCCAAUUUGCAAAGCAUUUCCUGGAGAAACGUUCAUUAGAGACAUUACUCUCGUUCGCGACUCAAAUAUAAAUCUUGGAGACCUUUGUAGAGGGGUCCAUCAGCAAGAAUUGAAAUUAACUGUGGAAACGAGUGCUGAUGAAACUAUGUCUAUUUUGCAAGACGAUAUGGAUGAUACUCAAACUUUCUAUUCACUUUGCAGUGAUAGCUGUAACGAUAUUUCGGUCACUGGAGAUAGUUAUUUACCCGCUGAAUCUGUACUUGAAAGCGGUCACCAACAGUAUGCUCGCGAAAAUGAAGAAGCUUUUAUCGUGCGACCAUCGUCCAUAACUUUGGUGCCGUCUGUCAAUAACGAGGCAGCAAUUUUAAUCUCAACUUCCUGCAAAGUUGCUCAACCUUUCGAGACGGUUUUAUCAAACGAUCAGGAAUAUUUAACAGUGGUGCCCAGUACUGGGAUGAUUCCCACGGGCAAAAAUCUUGCCCUGAAAAUAGAGUGCAGAAGGCAAAUCGCUCGGGAUUUCGACGCAGUGCUUAGAAUUUACACGGCAAACGAUAAACGCGAUGUCACAAUUCGAGUUUGCGAAAAGAGAAACUAAAUUCUCUUUUCUUUCCGCUCGUGUUGAACUUUUAUUAUUUUUUUAACUGAGAAAUGUGUGUUUGUGUGUAUAUGUGACCAGUGUUUCAGAAUCAAAAAUUAGUGCAUAAGGUAUAAUUUAAAAGGAAGGGAUGAAAGCUUUUAUAUAUUUUUCACCGGUUAUCAGUCACAAUUUAUGCUAGGGAUCGAUACGAUCAGUAAUCUGUACUUAUAUUUUUAUUUUUAUCCCAGUAUUUUCGUAAUAUUUAAA
Molecule: messenger RNA, 4938 nt
Organism: Belonocnema kinseyi
Lineage: Eukaryota; Metazoa; Arthropoda; Insecta; Hymenoptera; Cynipidae
Gene: spd-2
Product: centrosomal protein of 192 kDa
Exons: 22
Coding region: 211-4689 (1492 amino acids)
Biological process (GO): centrosome duplication; mitotic spindle assembly; protein localization to centrosome
Cellular component (GO): pericentriolar material; cytoplasm; centriole
Molecular function (GO): protein kinase binding
Source: RefSeq, a predicted model, not a curated record